UGAUAUACAAGUGGGCUAUUACAUUAAAAUUUAUCCAAAACAAAUUUACGGCCCAAUUGAUAAAGAUUACAGUUAAUUAGCACAGAAGCAGUUGAAAGAAAAAAAAAAAGGAAAACAAAACGCAAGAAGCUCCUCGAAGAAUUCUCCGGCGACUUCUGAAGAAAAAACGUCUCCGAUUGAGGUCUUCUUCAAGUGGUCAAAACGGGAUGAGAGAGAGCACCGGUUUUCCACAAGUUAUUGAGGUUGCUCCGUUGAACAGUCUGCCUUACGUCGGUCCAUUAAAUGGCAAUUCAUCCAUGUCUGGUAACAAGGCCAACGAGACUGCAGAGAAAACAGGACCUCCAGCAAUGAUAUUUCUACCUUCUGAAUCAGCUCCAGAGUUUUAUAGCCUUAUCUCUCAGUCAAAAACCGGAGUUGCCCUCACGGGAAGUGCAGCCAUGGGGAAGAUCGGACCAACUAUUGGUUUGGUGGAUAUUGCUGAAUCCGAUGACUCUUACUAUUUCCGUGUUUCCCUCCCUGGUGUUUCAAGAGAUGAAAAGGAGUUCAGCUGCGAAAUAGAACCAGACGGUAAGAUUCUGAUCAAAGGAGCAACAACGACGGGAGAGAAGACAGUGUGCAGACACAAUCAGGUGUUCAAGAUGCUAUCACAAAACUUAUGCCCUCCAGGCCACUUCACCAUCUCUUUCCAGCUUCCGGGUCCUGUGAGCAACGAAGAUUUCAGCGGUAAUUUUGGUGCAGAUGGUGUUCUUGAGGGAGUAGUGAAGAAGCUCUACUACGAAGACUGAACAACAUCCAUGUAUUGCUAUUAGGAAGAUGGUUGAUUAGUGUAUGCCUGACCGAUUCUGCACCGCUGGAGACAAAUAUUUCUCUACAAACAACUUUUUAGGUAUCCUUUGUGUUUGAACUUGAAAAUAACUUUGAUGACUUUUCGGUGUUCAAGUAUUUUCAUUCAAGUGGUUGGUUAAA
This is a messenger RNA of Brassica rapa (field mustard), 966 nucleotides long. Its product is annotated as alpha-crystallin domain-containing protein 22.3. NCBI's taxonomy places the organism in Eukaryota, Viridiplantae, Streptophyta, Magnoliopsida, Brassicales, Brassicaceae. The record is from RefSeq and is a predicted model, not a curated record. Gene Ontology annotation, cellular component: nucleus.